AUGAAUAUCGAACUAACCAGACUUGCUGUCGAUCCAAACGGGUGGAGAAUCAACUGUUGUUCAUUUCAGCAGGAUGCUAUCAUGACAUAUAACGGUUUCCAGUAUGUGGUUUUAUACCAACCAAAAGACCAAACUGAUCCUGAUGGGCCCAGGGUUACUUCAAUUGGAAGAAGAAACCCCAAAACAAAACUGCCGUGGAGUUUCAUAAUUUUCAAAGAUUACAUUCAAACUAAAGAUGAUGGCCACAAUAUAAUAUCUUUGGGAAUCAGUGGAGAUGGAAUCAUUCAUAUGGCUUGGGACAUGCAUGGCGAUGAGAUACAUUAUAGACAGUCUAAAGUGGAUGUAGCCAACAAUCCCCUUAAGCUUGAAUGGACCACGGAUUUAUUUGGUCCAGUAUUGACAGAACUUGAAGGUGAAAACAUGGCCUUUCAAUUUGGGGAAAUAACCUAUCCUAGGUUUCAAACCUUGGAAAGUGGAGAUUUGCUCUUGGAAUUCAGAUCGGGAAGAUCAGGUCUUGGUGACUGUUGUAUAUAUCGCUUCAGCAGAGAUACACACAAGUGGAGCGAGAUUGGCAUUUACAUCAAAGGAGUUGAAAAUAAUGCAUAUUUGCAUGGGUUUGACUAUAAGAACAAAAUUCUACAUGUUACUUGGACUUACAGAGAUUAUGUUGAUGAUAGAAGUGAUGACAAAACAACUCUGCAAGCUGGACCCAAUGGUCCCGAAAAUAACCAUGAUCUCCACUACAUGUAUUCUGUAGAUGAAAGGAGUCACCUGGUACAAUUCUGUAGGGAAGAAAUUGUCCGUUCCAGUUGA
This is a messenger RNA of Meyerozyma guilliermondii ATCC 6260, 813 nucleotides long. RefSeq lists its product as uncharacterized. Bases 1 to 813 code for a protein of 270 amino acids. Lineage: Eukaryota; Fungi; Ascomycota; Pichiomycetes; Serinales; Debaryomycetaceae. The transcript has a single exon. The record is from RefSeq and is a predicted model, not a curated record.